Culex quinquefasciatus (southern house mosquito) is the source of this 4578-nucleotide messenger RNA. Its product is annotated as unconventional myosin IC. The record is from RefSeq and is a predicted model, not a curated record. NCBI's taxonomy places the organism in Eukaryota, Metazoa, Arthropoda, Insecta, Diptera, Culicidae. Gene Ontology annotation, molecular function: microfilament motor activity; actin filament binding; ATP binding. Gene Ontology annotation, biological process: actin filament organization; vesicle transport along actin filament. Gene Ontology annotation, cellular component: microvillus; actin cytoskeleton; cytoplasm.
GUGGUGCAUCGUACAUCCUCUGUUGACCUAGUCCUUGAGCUCUUGGUGUGUUUGUUUGUAGAGUAGAGGCAUCCAGGAAGGAAUCGUCCGUUCGCUCCCAGUGCAGUGGUUCACGGUUUGAACUCGAUUCAACUCCACGGUUCUGAAGGUCGACACGCUUGUCGCGAGUAAAGUUCUAUCGCCGUGGUGUGUGAUGCAAUCGAUUGCAAGGAUUCAAGGGCAAGUUUGCAGUUUAAAGUGAUGUGGUUGAAAUUAGAACAGAGUUUACUAGAAUAAUUUGAAAAAAGGGAAGAUUUGUUUGUGGCCAGUAACCUUUAGAACGUCGUGUGAUUUAUAAAAAGCAACCAAAAUGACACAGUUGUUCAAAAUCCGCCACAAAAACUCGACAAAAUUCGGCACAAACAUGGAACGGGGACUCCAUGAUCGCGACAGGGUCGGGCUGCAGGAUCAGGUCCUGCUAGAGAACUACCAAAGCGAGGACGCGUUCAUCGACAAUCUGAAGAAGCGCUUCCAGGAGAACCUCAUCUACACCUACAUCGGCCACGUACUGAUUUCCGUCAACCCGUACAAGGAGCUACCGAUCUACACGGAAGAUGACGUCAAAGAGUACCGGAAACGACACUUCUUCGAAGCACCACCCCACGUCUUUGCCUUGAGUGACAACGCGUACCGUUCGUUGACCGAGGAGAACCGCGGCCAGUGCAUCCUCAUCUCGGGCGAGAGCGGCUCGGGCAAGACGGAGGCGUCCAAAAAAGUCCUGCAGUUCAUUGCCGCCGCCACCGGGCACACGACCAGCGUCGAGGGCGUCAAGGACAAACUGCUGCAGAGCAAUCCGGUGCUGGAGGCGUUCGGCAAUGCCAAAACCAACCGCAACGACAACUCGUCCCGCUUUGGCAAGUACAUGGACGUGCAGUUUGACUUCCGGGGCGCGCCCGAGGGCGGUAACAUCCUGAACUACCUGCUCGAGAAGAGCCGGGUGGUGCACCAGAGUGGCGGCGAGCGGAACUUUCACAUCUUCUACCAGCUGCUGGCCGGCGCGGACGAUGCGCUGCUGCAGGAGUUGCACCUGAAGCGCAAGCUGGACACGUACUACUACCUGUCGGACGGGGACAACGGGCAUAGUGCGGGGAUCCGCGAUGCGGAAAACUUCCGUCAGGUGCAGAAGGCCAUGGCGGUGAUUGAGAUUCCGGACGAGGAGCAGCGGCUCAUUCUGGACAUUGUGGCCAGUGUGUUGCACAUGGGCAACGUGGGCUUCACCGAGGAGGAGGGCCGGGCGAAGAUUCUGAAGCCGGAGUCGGUGACGGCGAUUGCGAAGCUCCUUGGUUGUGAGCUGGACCAGCUGCGCAGCGCCUUCACCCAUCGCACGAUCGAAGCACGCGGCGACAUUGUGACGAGCCCGCUGAACCGCGACAUGGCCAUCUACGCGCGGGACGCCCUGGCGAAGGCCGUGUACGAUCGGUUGUUCACGUGGCUGGUGUCGCGGAUCAACACGUCGCUGCACGCCGCCCACAUCGCCAAGAAGAACAGCGUGAUGGGCAUUCUGGACAUUUACGGGUUCGAGAUAUUCCGGAAGAACAGUUUCGAACAGUUUUGCAUCAACUUUUGCAACGAGAAGCUGCAGCAGCUGUUCAUCGAGUUGACGCUGAAGCAGGAGCAGGAGGAGUAUUUGCGGGAGGGUAUCGAGUGGGAACCGGUGCAGUACUUUGACAAUAAGGUGAUUUGUAAUUUGAUUGAGGAGAAGCACAAGGGUAUUAUUGCGCUGAUGGACGAGGAGUGUCUGCGUCCGGGGGAUCCGACGGAUUUGAGCUUCUUGCGGAAGAUGAAUGAUAACUUGGGUGAACAUGCGCACUACAUCUGUCACAGCCGAGCUUCGACAACGGUUCAGAAGACGCUGGGUCGGGAUGAGUUCAGGCUGGUUCACUAUGCCGGGGAUGUGACGUACAAUGUGCAUGGCUUCUUGGACAAGAACAACGAUCUGUUGUUCAGGGACUUGAAGGAGGCGAUGGCGAGCUGUAAGAAUGAAAUCAUUACCAAGUGCUUCCCUUCGUCGGACAUUUCGAGCAAGAAGCGUCCGGAAACUGCGGUUACCCAGUUCAAGAACUCGCUGAAUAAUCUGAUGGACAUUCUGAUGUGCAAGGAACCGUCGUACAUUCGUUGCAUCAAGCCGAACGACAUGCAAGCUCAUGGACACUUUGACGUGGAGUUGGUGCGUCACCAGGUUAAAUAUCUUGGAUUGAUGGAGAAUCUGCGAGUUCGCCGAGCAGGUUUCGCGUAUCGACGCACGUACGAACUGUUCCUGCAGCGGUACAAGUGUCUGAGUAGACAAACUUGGCCCCACUACCACGGUCCAGCGAAGGAAGGCGUCCAGAUUCUGGCCUGCGAGUUGGGUUACGAAAAGGACGACUACCGUAUGGGGAAGACGAAGAUCUUCAUUCGAUUGCCCAAAACGCUGUUCGAAACCGAAGAUGCAUUCCAAGCCAAGAAGCACUACCUGGCGUCCAUCAUUCAGGCCCGCUGGAAGGGCCGCCGCCAGCGUCAGAUCUACCUGGAAACUUACGCUAAGAUUGUACGCGGCCAAACGUACAUCCGGCGCUAUCUCGCCAUCCAAGAGCGCAAACGCCGUCGAGCCGCUGCCGACAAGAUCCGGUUCUUCAUCAAGGGCUUCAUCACCCGGCAAGACGAACCCAGCGAGUGCAACAAGUCCUUCAUCGAGCAUACCAAGCGUCACUGGCUGAACAAACUGGCCAAGAGCCUCCCCAACACGUUCAUGAACCACACCUGGAUCCCGGCACCGAAGCACUGCCUGGAAGCGUCCUCCAUCCUGCGACGGCUGCACAAACUCCACCUGGCCCGACUGUACCGCAUUGCGCUCUCCCCCGAAAAGAAGAAACAGUUCGAGCUGAAGGUCCUCUCGCAGGACACCUUCAAGGGCCACAAGAAGAGCUACCCGGAAAGUGUCGGCCCGUGGUUCAUGGACGACCGGAUUUCCAAGGCACGCGACCCCAUCGGAAACUUUGUGGUGACGCAGAUGAACAGCGAAAAGUUGCACUACUCCACCCCGGUGAUCAAGUACGACCGGCGCGGCUACAAACCGCGCGAACGGUUCUUCCUCCUGACGGACAAGGCCGUGUAUCUGCUCGAUGGCAAAACGUACAAGCAGAAGCAUCGCCUCCCGCUGGACAAGGUCGAUUUCUGCAUCACCAGCGAGCGGGACGGCAUCAUGCUGAUCAGGAUUCCGCUCGAGCUCAAGAAGGACAAGGGCGACCUCAUCCUGGACGUGCCGGACAUUAUCGAGUGCUGCAUCUGGAUCCUGGACGUCACCAAGAACCGGACCAUCGUGAACAUCGUCGAGACGGGAUCACUUUCGCACAAUCUAGUCAGAGGCAAAACCGGUGUGAUCGAGAUCCAGACCGGACCGCAGCCCAGUAUUACACGAGCCAAGAGCGGAAAUCUGUUGGUUAUUGCAGGACAAUGAACCAGGGCCAACCAUUCUUUGGAACAAACCACAACGAGAGUGUGAGAGAGAGAGAGCAAAUCGUACUUCAUCAACCGAGCCGGGUUUCAAAAGUCGGAGCUAGAGAGCAUGGCUGAUCUACAAACAACAACAACAACAAACACUACAAAUGUACUUCAAAACCUGUGUGUACUUAGGCCUUAACGAAAAAAUUGUUAGUUAAGCGAAAUUUUAACCUGUUACAUUUAGGAGCUGUGCGCAACGAAGAAGUUACAAAAUUUUCGAGUUAGGAUAGUAACUUUUUUUUUAAAAUCGGUAGAAGAGCUAUCAAGUGCCAUGCGAUGAUAGAAGGGGUGAAUUUGAAACCAUUAUAUUUUCUGUCUAUUUAAUACAUAUAUCCUUAUGGAAACGAUUCUUUUAAUCUAGUUUUACUUCGUCGAGCAAGGCACACACAAACACAAAUUUACAAGAAGCAAAAGAUAAAACUUUCAACUAGCCAGUAGAAUUUAAAUAUCCAUUCACACAAAUAUCCCAACAAAUAAUCCUUAUCUGCUAACCUCUAUCGAUUGCUCUGUUAUUUAUUCCGUGCGGAGAUUUUGGGCACGCGAACGCGAACUUUAUGAUUUUAGUUAGUCUCAGUCACAGAAGAAGAUGAACAAAAAAAAAAUGAGUCCCCUCGUACACGCGGAUCUUGAACAACCCUUCUCAAAUUAAUAAUGAAAAAAAAAGCAACGCGCUAUGAUUUGCCUGCCAAUUCAACAAGAUUUUAAAACCGGGCACGAGCCAAAACUCCAUGGACACGGAGAGAAAUAUCACUUUCAGCCGGUGGAAUCCCUUACCACGUUCUACCGCAAACGAUUUUCCCUUCGUGUGCCGCGCCCCUCUCGCGCAAACCAUUAAAAUGCAGAAGCCACACGCGGCCAAAAAACCAAUAUUCCCAAUAUCAAUAAAUUCAACGUUUUUCACCCAAAAAGUGGGAAUUCUAACCCUAAAACUAAGAGCAAGGAAGUCAGUUUGAGUUUGAGAAGGGAUGGGUGCGAGAGAAUUGAUAAAGAACAAAGCAAAAAUCCUGCCUUUAGGUGAAGGGGACACAUUUUUUUAAGCAUACAUACACACUUACAAUU